Episyrphus balteatus (marmalade hoverfly) is the source of this 1913-nucleotide messenger RNA. Its product is annotated as kelch-like protein 3. Gene Ontology annotation, molecular function: protein binding. The record is from RefSeq and is a predicted model, not a curated record. Lineage: Eukaryota; Metazoa; Arthropoda; Insecta; Diptera; Syrphidae. The coding region runs from base 537 to 1904 and encodes 455 amino acids. The transcript is spliced from 2 exons.
UUAGUUCUAGCUACAUAGGUCUGAAUGCAGUCUAUUAGGGGUGUAGAAAGAGCUAAAGCUUUGUAAAUAUUUUAAUUGCGCUUUUUUAUAAGAUAAAUAUUUGUCACAACGACAAAACGACUACGUGCUUAUAUUUUUAAUUUUGUUCGAUAACAUCCAAAGAAGUUUACUUGAUGUAUAAUAAAAUCAUAUAUGAAGUAAAAACAAAAUGCAAUAAAGCCAAUGUGAUAUAAAAUAAUUGACCAAUGAUCUCAUCAUUUGUGUGUUUUUGAUUUGUAAAAAUUGUUUUUUAAAAUGUAUAAAAAGAAGUUAUAAACAAAAGUUUUGUAUGGUAGCAUCGACAACAUUAAGCUAUCUACUUAGUAUUCGAUAAUCAUUUUUUGAUAGUUCGAUAAACAAUCGAUAAUAACCUUGAAACAAAAGCGAUUUAAUCUUAUCAAAUUAAUAUACUAAUGACAAUGAGGAACCGAUGAAAACAGAAAAAACUUAACAAGAUUUUUAUCAAAAAAAAAAUCUUUUAUCAAGAGGAAGGUACUAUGUCUGCCCAAAAUUCAUCUCAAGAAAACAUCGAAAAAACCAUGUUUAACUGUACGCAACACGAAACGAUUUUAUUCGAUAACAUACUGAAUUUAUAUGAAAAGAAUGAACACUGUGACACUAUAAUGAACAUCGGAAGGGGAAAAAACUGCGUAAUUAUUCAAGCUCAUCGAAUUGUUCUUUGUUCAUUCAGUCAAUUUUUUAUGAAAGCAUUUAACGGUGAUGGCCAAGACACUGUAAGAGGAAACGUAUUGGAACUAAAAGACAUCGAAUCUUCGAUACUAAAACCAAUAAUCGAUUUCAUGUAUUCGGGUUCAAUAGAAUUGACUCUUGACUCGGUUGAAAGAUAUUUGCGAGCUGCAUGUUUUCUAGAUAUAAAAACUUUAGCUGAAGUUUGUUGUGAAUUUAUUUCGAAAAACCAUAAAUCUCGAUAUGGUUAUCGCUUAUCGAAAGAGUCGGAAUCUCUUUCGAUCGAUCAACCAAGUUGUUCCCAAGUUGUAGAAGACCAAAACUCACUAAAAACGACACCCAUCAAUAAGCUUCAAAUUGUAGAAAUUUCUAAAACAGAUGAAAUUAGAAUUCAAAGCUAUAAUCGGGAAGUUAAGUCUUGGUCAGUAGAAAAAUUGAUUCUUCUAUCGAAAAAGAAGAACAAAUGUUCAACAAUUGUUAUCGAUCAGAAAUUGAUUGUGGUUGGAGGAAUAGACAGUAAUGAAAAAUGUAUAUCAAAUAGUGUUGAAUGUUUAGAUCUUGAUACAUUUAAGUGGAGUGAUUUGUCUCCAAUGAAAUAUAGUCGAUGUUUCCCUAAAUUAGCACAUCUUCAAGGGAAUUUAUGUGUUUUUGGUGGUUCCGAUAAAGAUCAUUUUGAAGCUUCUAUAGAACUAUAUAACUUUGCUACAACUCAGUGGAAUACUGUCAAAUCACCGUUUCAAAUAACACAAAAAAGUGAAAUCGCUGCUCAUAAUGGAAUUUUAUAUAUACUUGAUUUUUAUAGCGGUCAUUUGAACACUUAUGACGUUUUAUCAAACAAAUGGACAUCAAAUACUAUUGAAAAAGAUUUUAUAAGUGAUUUUGGGUUAGUUGCAGUUGAGGGAUUUUUAUACUUAAUUGGAGGAAGUUUGGAAAAAACUUUUAAACGUUACAAUCUUUCCAAUGAUACAUGGAAUGUAUUAGCAGCACUGACACAUGAUUGUUGUGAUAAUAUAAAAACGACAAUUUUUGAAAAUAAUAUUGUGAUUUAUGCAAAAGCUAUCGAUAACAAUGUGAUUGUUGAAUUAUAUAAUUUUGAAACUAAUUCAUGGAGUGCUUUGAAUUCUUUUUCAAUAGAUGGCGCUUUUAAAGUUUCGGCAAUUUAUACUGUUAAUGCUUAAGCCACAAAU